Molecule: messenger RNA, 1880 nt
Organism: Plutella xylostella (diamondback moth)
Lineage: Eukaryota; Metazoa; Arthropoda; Insecta; Lepidoptera; Plutellidae
Product: putative nuclease HARBI1
Source: RefSeq, a predicted model, not a curated record
ACGUAACGUAAACUGCUGUCAAACAAACAAACAAAACAAAACAUUUUUUUUUCUUGAAAACUCAUGAAUUUACAUAAUUAUUUACCAUGUUACAAAUAGUUAAAUCAAUAUUGAACUCAUCAAGUGAAUCGAGUUCAUCGGACGAUGAUGAUAUCAUUGAAAUGGUUAUGGGAAUAAACGAAUCCGAAAAUAGUGAAGAAGAAAUAAGUGAAGAAGAUCUGCCUCCUCCAAAGAAACGCGUAAAGCGUUCUGCUCUGGACUUUGAAAACAAAUACUUUGGAGAUAUACACCGGGUAUCUCAUUUUACAAAAGUGGAUUUUCUUACUCAUUUUAAAAUUAGCCGGAUUUCCUUUGAGGAACUACUCGGCUACAUCUCUACUCCACAAGUGACUGCCGGCAGACCGCCAAUACCAUUAAAGGAGAGCUUACUCAUCACAAUAUGGACACUACAGAACCAGGAAACAUUCAAACUUGUAGCACAAAGGUUCCAUAUCUCUAUUGGACACUGCGUCAGGGUAUAUCAUGAAACAUGCACCAAGAUUUCUAAUUUCUCUCAUAAAUACAUUGUUUGGCCGACAGGAGAGGCAAGUAAGAAAAAUAUUGAACAGUUCUCUAAAGUGGAAUGUACACAUAAAUUACCUAAUUUGUUUGGCUGCAUCGGAGCUACACAUAUCAAGACACCUCCAUCACAAACUGAUGUUACCUACUAUGAUAAGAAUAGAAACCAUUCUAUAAUACUGCAAGCUGUCUGUAAUGCUCAAGAAGCAUUCUUGAAUGUGAAUGUUGGAUCUCCAGGCUCCUACCCUUACUGCACUGUGUGGGAAAAAUCAGGCCUUCAUAAAAAGUUACAUGAAAACCCUAAAUUAUUACCCCAAGGAGCUUAUAUCAUUGGUGAUAGCUCAUACUGUCUGUCUGACUUCAUGAUGGUACCAUUCAAAAAAGGAGACACAUCUGUAACAAGGUCUCAAGCAAAAAUAUUCAAUGCAGCAAUCACUUCCACAAGAUUUGUUGUGUACAAAGCUUUCGGCAGGCUAAAAGGAAUAUUCAAAAGAUUACAGUAUCUAAAUGUUCUGAAAGUUGAUAAUGCUAAGUUUAUGGUGACUGCAGCUUGUGUUUUGCACAAUAUUGCACUAGAAGAUGGAGUCAGCCAUACUGAGGUGGAGCGGCCGUACCUCGACGCCUGCAACAUAGAUCCAGAGGAACUGGGGAUUGAAACUGAGAGUGCCAAGAGCUUUAGACUGAAUUUAGUUAAGGAAAUGGGAUUGUGACUUACAUAAUAUAAUAUUAAUUAAGAAUAUAAAUAUUAUUUAUUAAAUUGAAUCAGCUUUGCAUGUAUCUUUCCAUAUGACUGGAGUAGAACAAGUUGUUGGUUGUAAACUAGACAUCAUCAUAAUCAUGAUAUCUCCAGUUAAGGCCUGCACAGUGUUGACUUUGAUUCUGUGCUGUCUUUAUCCAACUUCAUUCUUCCAUGCUAUACAUGAUUUUUAAGUAUAAUCAUUUUAUAUGCUCAUAAAAUACAUAUAAAAAACCUGUAUAGUCGAAAAUAAAACAAGAUCAUUUUGGGUAGGUAUUUGUUGUAAGUUGUAAUACUCAACCAUCAUAUCAUAAUAUUACCCUGAAUGAAAAGCAGUUCAAACAAGUGUUGCCUGUUUUACAAUAAAUCUAAUAGGAUAAAUAACAAACAUGGUUUCUAAAAUUAAAAUACUAAAUAAAGUAGGACACAUUAUGUGGGUAUGUGAUGUCAUCCAUCAUUGCCAUAACAUAACAUAAUGUAUAAAAAAGAUCUACAAGUAUCAAAUUUAAAAUGAACCUCAAUAAUUAGGAAUGUCCUAAUUAUUAUUAAUAUAGGUAGGUAUAAGUUAACUUUUUUUUCAUAGUAC